Molecule: messenger RNA, 1920 nt
Organism: Sarcophilus harrisii (Tasmanian devil)
Lineage: Eukaryota; Metazoa; Chordata; Mammalia; Dasyuromorphia; Dasyuridae
Product: heparan-alpha-glucosaminide N-acetyltransferase-like
Exons: 13
Coding region: 1-1278 (425 amino acids)
Source: RefSeq, a predicted model, not a curated record
AUGUAUUCCAAAGCAAAUGAAAGCAGACCCAGAAUUGAUGCCUCCGUCUUCAACAACAAGGGCAAAAUUAUCAAUUUCCGGCCCUGGGAGCUCUCACUGGUUUCUAAACAUGGCUUGUCACUGACACUUAUGGUUUUUGUUAACUACGGUGGAGGUGGCUACUGGUUCUUUGAACAUGCUCCAUGGAAUGGCCUUACAGUUGCUGACUUGGUCAUGCCAUGGUUUGUCUUCAUUCUUGGCACUUCAGUGGGUCUUACAUUUCAUAAUAUGCAGAAGAGAGGAGUGAAGAAUAUUCAGCUCCUCCGUAAGGUAGCCUGGAGAACUGGUGUCUUGAUUAUCAUUGGAGUCCUUUUUCUCAACUAUGGACCAGCAGAUGGACCUUUAUCCUGGAGCUGGGCAAGACUCCCAGGAGUCCUUCAAAGGCUUGGCUUCACCUAUUUUGCUGUGGCCCUGAUGCAGAUUGCCUUUGGGGUGACAGAUACGCAGAUAUAUCAGGUUAACCUGUGGUGGGCUCCCUUCAGAGAUGUUAUCCUUUACUGGAAGGAAUGGUUUAUCAUCAUCAGCCUGGAGAUCCUUUGGUUGUGUCUGACUUUCUUGUUGCCCGUUCCUGGCUGUCCCAGAGGAUACCUGGGCCCUGGAGGGAUAGGGGAUGAAGGCAAAUACUUCAACUGUACAGGUGGAGCGGCAGCAUAUAUUGACAAGUGGAUUCUGGGAGAAAAUCAUCUGUAUCAAUUCCCAUCUUGCAAGGAACUCUACAAGACAACACAGCCCUUUGAUCCUGAGGGCAUCUUGGGGACAAUUAACUCCAUCCUAAUGGCUUUCUUUGGGCUCCAGGCUGGAAAGAUUAUCCUAAUGUACCGCAAUAAGCCACGGAGUAUCCUGAGAAGAUUUCUUAUCUGGUCCAUUUUGCUGGGGAUUAUUUCAGCUAUCCUCACUAUGGGCACACAGAAUGAAGGAUUUAUUCCAGUCAAUAAAAACCUCUGGUCUCUGUCCUUUGUCACAACUACCAGCUGCUUCUCCUUCAUCCUGCUGGGCCUGUUGUAUUACAUCACUGAUGUGAAUGGUUGGUGGAAUGGCUGCCCUUUUAUUUUUCCAGGAAUGAAUUCCAUCUUGGUUUACGUUGGACACUCUCUCCUGGGUGGCUAUUUCCCUUUCAGCUGGGAGAUGAAGUCACCUACUUCUCAUGCUGAGCCCCUUGCCCAGGACUUGCUGGGCACAGCAAUCUGGGUCUUCAUUGCCUUCCUGCUAUUUAGAAAGAAUGUCUUCCUUAAGAUUUGAUACUUGAGAGCAAGCCCUGCGGGUACAGGGUUCUGUAGGUGAGCAUCAUUUGACUGGGAAAAAGCUGGGUUUGAGGCUAGGGGGAAGGUGAUUUUGGAAAGGACAAAUAGGAAUUUGGUUGAACCUUUGGCUCACACCCCCAAGUAUUUUAAAUCCAAUUGAAUUAUCUCUACAGAGAAAAGCUGUCAUUUCUAUACGCCUCAUUCCAGGAAAAAGUGUCUUGUGGGCAUGAAGCCAGUCUGAUCUCUGCUCCUACUUUUAAAAUGAAUAGAGGUUUUCAGAGUACAGAGGAAUCAGCUCCAGCAAUACUGAGUCUAUAAGAACAGCACACUGGAAUCUAGAACCACAUUGGCUUCUUAUAUACUUCCUCCUUCCUCUGUACUUUAUUUCCUUUAGUAAUUUAGUGAUCCAUCCCAAAGAGCCUCUAACAACAUACUCCUUAAAGCAAAACAGACAUCCAGACAACUGUCUCCAAAGGCAUCCUAGACCCAAAUCAGGCAUUGGGUAAAUUAUUUCUGAUUUUAGAAAAAAAUCAAAAGUUUUAGUUAAGGAUUAUAAGAAAAGAAUAAGAGAUCUAGAACUGACACAGAUCUCAUGCAGUCUAAUAUCCUCUUUUUUUAUUUGAGGAAACUGAUGCUCAAA